This is a messenger RNA of Salvia splendens (bonfire salvia), 1887 nucleotides long. RefSeq names its product probable protein phosphatase 2C 38. The transcript has 5 exons. Bases 342 to 1628 code for a protein of 428 amino acids. Lineage: Eukaryota; Viridiplantae; Streptophyta; Magnoliopsida; Lamiales; Lamiaceae. Gene Ontology annotation, biological process: protein dephosphorylation. Gene Ontology annotation, molecular function: cation binding; protein serine/threonine phosphatase activity. The record is from RefSeq and is a predicted model, not a curated record.
AAACCAAAUGGUUGAACAGAAAGCCCCCGCCAUUGAAAGUUGGUUACACAAACCGCUGCUUAGUUUCUUGUAAUCCACUUUCUCUCAUUAGCUUUCUCUCUCUUGAUCAAUCCAUUUUCCAUAUUACUAUCAUACGAAGCAAGAAGGAAGAAGGCGCAGUCUCUUUCCCUCUCUUUAUUGAAGGGGGAAAGCCCGGGCAUCUGCAUCCGCAUCCGAUUCAACACUGAACGUCUCUGAUUCUAGCUGGAGUUGCUGAAAUCAUUGUUGUCACUCUCCUUUUCCCGAGAAGUUGGUGGUUGGAAGAAACAAAUUAGGGGAAAUCUGAGAAUAUCAAGUGAACUAUGGUGAACCCUAACUCAUUGAAGAAGUUAUUUGUACCACAGUGUUUCAGGCUCAGGACGGGUUGGGAGGGACAAGAUGAGGGUGCUACGAGCGGAGCAGGCGGCCAUACUACCUUGUGGUGGCAUAAGGAAUCCGGGCAUCAUCACUAUGGGGAUUACUCUAUGGCGGUUAUAAAAGGAAAUAUCGUAGUAGAAGAUCAUAGCCAGCUUGAGUCGGGGGUAAUGAGCUUGGAUCCCGAGGGUCCUUUUGGUACAUUCGUCGGAAUCUACGACGGGCAUGGCGGUGCAGAUACUUCAAGGUUUAUAAGUGAUCGCCUGUUUGAUAAUAUGAAAAGAAUAACGACAGAAAGGGGAGGGAUGUCGAGGGAUGUUAUAAGGGGAGCAUUUAUGGCAACAGAGGAAGAGUUUCUUGCUAGGGUCGCGCGUGAAUGGGAGGCUAGGCCAACGAUGGCGUCUGUUGGGUCUUGUUGUUUGGUGGGCGUCGUAUGCGGAGGAAUGAUAUACGUGGCCAACUCGGGAGAUUCUAGGGCGGUCUUGGGGCGAUCGUCACCUGAACAACACAUGGAAGCCAUCGCAUUAUCCAGAGACCAUAAUGCAAAUGUGGAAAUUGUCCGGGACGAGUUAAUAAUGCGGCAUCCAGAUGAUGACCAGAUUGUUUUUCAAAAGGACGGCGUUUGGCGUGUCAAGGGCAUCAUUCAGAUUUCGAGAUCGAUCGGUGAUGCUUACCUGAAGAGGCGGGAGUUCAAUAGACCGCCGUUGAUAGAAAAGUACAUGGUGCCGGGGAUAUUCGAGCAACCGAUCCUUUUGGCUGAACCAACAGUGGAGGAGCAGGGCAUUAACCCUCGGGACGAAUUUAUCAUAUUUGCUUCUGAUGGGCUAUGGGACAACCUCACAAAUCAAGAAGCAGUCGACAUAGUCUACUCCAAGUCACGAAAGGGAAUCGCAAAAACACUAGUGAAAGCCGCGCUGAAGGCACUAGCACAGGGGAGGGGCAUGAAAUAUAAGGAUCUGAAGAGGAUCGAAAUGGAUGAGAGGAGACAGGUCCAUGACGACAUCUCAGUGGUAGUUCUCUUCCUGGAUUCCAAAUUGAUCAGCAGAAGCAGCAGCAGGAACAGCAGCUCCCACACACGGCCAACUGUCUCAGAAAGAACUUAUGCACUUGACAUCAACAGGACCGGAACUAGCAGUGGUGCGGACAGGACUGGAACUAGCAGUGGUGUGGACAGGGCUGAAACUAGCCGUGGCAAGGGCGUGGCUACUCACGAUGAUGAUGAUGACUCGGAGUGAGCAGGAAAGGGGAAGAAGAUAUGUAAAGAGUGUCUAAGUUGGUGAAUUGGCAUUUCUCUCUCCUCAAAACUUGAUAUAAUUCAUGUUAGUGAUCAUGCCAAGAAGAUGCAUAAUGAAGAAGAUGAUCAAUUCGUUUCAAGAAUUUUUUAGCUGACUGGCAUUAUGAAACAGAGGAAAUUCUUUUAUAAUUCUUUCUGUAGUAGUAACUGUUACUGUUCUACUUCUAUCACGAUAUAGAGUUUCUGCUUCUUUUGAGCUA